ACUUUCGCCACCUGCAGCUCCUCUGGUCGUUCGGCAUUUCCUCUUGCUAAUAUCCCGCAGCACGUCCCUUCACGCCAUGGGCAAUGCAAUCAGUAGCUGCUGUGACUCGUGCUUCCACUCGCGCAGGUCGCAUGCGUACGAGCCGCUCUUACUGGAGAAUGAACGCGAGGCGGUAGCAGAUCUCUUGCAAUACCUCGAGAACCGAACGACCACCAAUUUCUUCACUGGCCAACCACUUGCUGCCCUCACGACACUAUCUUUCUCGGACAAUGUUGAUUUGCAGCGGAGCGCGGCCCUUGCCUUCGCUGAAAUAACUGAGAAGGAGGUUCGCCCUGUUGGCAGGGACACACUUGACCCUAUUCUUUUCCUGCUGGGCAGCCAUGACACAGAGGUUCAACGCGCAGCAAGUGCAGCACUCGGGAAUCUUGCUGUUAAUACGGACAACAAGCUUUUGAUCGUCAAACUUGGCGGCCUGGAGCCCCUCAUUCGGCAAAUGCUGAGCCCAAACGUUGAGGUUCAGUGCAAUGCCGUAGGCUGUGUGACAAACCUCGCCACGCAUGAUGACAACAAGACGAAGAUUGCCAAGUCUGGUGCGCUAGUUCCACUGACUCGCCUUGCGCGGUCAAAAGACAUGCGGGUGCAGCGCAAUGCUACGGGAGCGCUUUUAAAUAUGACCCACUCUGACGAGAACCGUCAGCAACUGGUCAAUGCAGGAGCAAUCCCAGUGCUUGUCAGUCUUUUGAAUUCACCGGACACGGAUGUCCAAUAUUAUUGUACGACAGCGUUGAGUAACAUUGCUGUGGAUGGGAACAACCGUAAGAAAUUGGCUCAGAGCGAACCGAAGCUUGUCUCUAGCCUGGUUUCUUUGAUGGACAGUCCAAGCUUGAAAGUCCAAUGUCAAGCUGCUCUUGCCCUGCGAAAUCUUGCAAGCGAUGAGAAGUACCAGUUGGAAAUUGUGAAGGCUGAGGGCCUCCCUCCUCUGCUGCGCUUACUUCAAUCUGCGUACCUCCCGCUUAUAUUAUCUUCCGCCGCCUGCGUCCGAAAUGUUUCCAUCCAUCCGCAGAACGAGUCCCCUAUCAUAGAAGCUGGCUUCCUCAACCCUCUCAUUACUCUUCUGGGAUUUAAAGAUAACGAAGAAGUGCAGUGCCAUGCUAUCUCGACGCUGAGAAAUCUGGCCGCCAGCUCGGAGAAGAAUAAGGGACAGAUUGUCAAGGCGGGCGCUGUACAACAGAUUAAAGAUCUCGUUCUUGAGGCGCCCUUGAAUGUGCAAAGCGAAAUGACUGCUUGCGUGGCUGUACUCGCCUUAAGUGAUGAGCUCAAGUCGCAGUUACUUGAUAUGGGUAUUUGCAAGGUCCUCAUCCCUUUGACUAAGUCAAGCAGCAUAGAAGUUCAGGGCAACAGCGCGGCUGCUCUGGGUAAUUUGUCUUCCAAAGAUGGUCGGACGGAUAAGGAUGACUAUUCGGCCUUCAACGAAGUCUGGGAUAAGCCGGAAGACGGCAUGCACGGUUAUCUCUACCGCUUCUUGACGAGUCCAGACGCAACGUUCCAACAUAUCGCUGUUUGGACAAUUGUUCAACUUCUCGAGUCAGAAGAUCCUCAACUCAUCUCGAACAUCCGAAAUUCCGACAAGCUACUUCCUCAUAUUCGCGAAUUGGCGGCGUCGCGCUCCGCUUCACCAUCCUCGUCCAUGGACUCUCGAUCUCGUCGUUCCCAAUCACAAUCAUAUCAAGAAACGGAAACGGGUGAUGGUUCAAGUGAAAUACAGGUCCUCGCUCGCAAGAUUUUGGAAGCAACGGAAGCCGAGGCGAUGCCCCUUUUAAGCCAGACCCCAUCAACUCACUCCGUUCCGAGGAACGACGGACUAGAGAAGUCAGAUGAAGAGCUGCGCAGGAGUGUGAGGGCCGCUUUCAGUGGGCAUGACGGGCGGUAGUGGGGCUCGCGGCAUUCACCAGUAGGGACUUAUUGCUCUGUUUUUAUCCUUGGUUCUUUCAUACCAUUUCUUGCGUAUACGUCUUCGCUCCUUUUUAUUUGGUGUACAUUGUUGUGCUGAUCAUUUGUUUCCACUCAUAAGUAUGGACUCCACUCGUUUGUCAUUUGUUGACUGCUGUGCUCGACGACGCAGCGGAUGGCUGACGUCGUCUGGCUGGCAGAAUAAUUAUUUUGCAUAUUUCUGUAUAUCUAAUACGAGGUGAAUGCACGGUUCCAGUCCAGAAUGGCGCCCUGGCUCUACUGAAUGACAAAUGCUUAGGCAUGUUACAUUUUACUACGGUUGUCUCCACACCCUCGGCCUGCUUCUCUAUGGCUCCGCAGUUGAAUCUCUUCCUAUAUAUUCCCAGACUCAGUCUCGCUCUUCCAUCUAGUACUGCCAUCCAUUUGAGGCUGAGCCUCCGUAUUC
Messenger RNA from Fomitiporia mediterranea MF3/22, 2395 nucleotides. RefSeq names its product ARM repeat-containing protein. Bases 77 to 1930 code for a protein of 617 amino acids. The transcript is spliced from 12 exons. Gene Ontology annotation, biological process: nucleus-vacuole junction assembly; vacuole inheritance. The record is from RefSeq and is a predicted model, not a curated record. Gene Ontology annotation, cellular component: fungal-type vacuole membrane. Gene Ontology annotation, molecular function: protein binding; protein-membrane adaptor activity. NCBI's taxonomy places the organism in Eukaryota, Fungi, Basidiomycota, Agaricomycetes, Hymenochaetales, Hymenochaetaceae.